Tupaia belangeri chinensis (Chinese tree shrew) is the source of this 2244-nucleotide messenger RNA. RefSeq names its product zinc finger protein 300 (gene ZNF300). Gene Ontology annotation, biological process: regulation of DNA-templated transcription. The coding region runs from base 429 to 2219 and encodes 596 amino acids. Gene Ontology annotation, molecular function: RNA polymerase II cis-regulatory region sequence-specific DNA binding; DNA-binding transcription factor activity, RNA polymerase II-specific. The transcript is spliced from 6 exons. The record is from RefSeq and is a predicted model, not a curated record. Lineage: Eukaryota; Metazoa; Chordata; Mammalia; Scandentia; Tupaiidae.
CACUCUCAAGAUGGCGUCUUGCGCUCAAGAUUUCGAGCUGGGAGCCGCCAUACUGCCUCCUGAACAAAGGCCCGUAAGAUGCGGACCGGGCGAAAUCGUCCCCGAACUGAGCAGCGCAGGCCCCGGAGCCCCGCGCUGGCUCUCCGACGGGAAGCCGGAGAGUCCACUUGUAUGGACGUGACCGCCGUUCCCGUUAAGCCGUGAUGGGCGUCUGGGGACCCGAUUGUCGAGCCGAGGGGACCAGUGUGCGGGGAUGAGUGAGUCUAUGGGAGAUCUGUUUUGAUACAGCCCAGGAUACACAAUAUAAAACAGUCUCUCUGUCAUGGGAGCCACCACUUCCUCUGCACCAGUUCAACUUUGUCCACCAGACUCAUCCUGGGACUGAGAAAAAUUUACCAGGCAUCUGCCUUUUUGGAAGAGAGCAGAAAAUGAUGAAGUCCUGGGGGUUAGUAUCAUUCAAGGAUGUGGCUGUGGAUUUUACCCAGGAAGAGUGGCAGCAACUGGACCCUGCUCAGAGGACCCUGUACAGGGAUGUGAUGCUGGAGAACUACAACCACCUGGUCUCGAUGGGCUAUCCAGUUUCCAAACCAGAUGUCAUUUCCAAGUUGGAACAAGGAGAAGAUCCAUGGAUCCUAAAGAGAGACAUAUCAAAUUGGAUCUAUCAAGAUGAAAACCAGGCAGAUGGGACACAAGACAGGAAGAGUAACCUUCACAAUGCCCAAUCUUGUAUUUUGGGGACUGUUUCCUUUCUUAAUAAGACACUGAAAGGAAUAAAAAAAGAUGAUUCAUUGUAUUCCAUUUUAAAAGUCUGCCAAGGUGAUGGCCAGCUACAGAGAUGUGAGGAAAACCAAGACAAACUUUUCAGGCAAGUCACAUUCAUCAACAAUAAAACAGUGACUGGCACCUCAAACCAUAAAAGAUUUCAAGAGUGCAUAAGACCAGAUAUAGCAAGACAAAAACUCUAUAAAUAUGAUACAUUUAAAAAGAACUUAAAACCAAAUGUUGACCUAUCUAGUUGUAAAACAAGUGAUUCAAGAAAAAACCUUGAAGAAAGUUUUGGGUGUGAAAAAUCAUCUAGCCACAAUGCAUCCAAUUUUAAUCUUGAGAAAAUUCACAAUGGACUAAUACCCUGUGUUGAUAAUCAGUGUAGAAACAUUUUCAGCAAUAAACAAUCCAUUAUUCAGUAUCAGAGUAUUGAAACGAGGGAGAAAACCUGUGUAUGUAUUACAUGUGGAAAAGCCUUUGCUAAGAAGUCACAGCUCAUUGUACAUCAAAGAAUUCACACUGGAAAGAAACCAUAUGAUUGUGGUGCAUGUGGAAAAGCGUUCAGUGAGAAGUUUCAUCUCAUUGUACAUCAGAGAACUCAUACUGGGGAGAAACCUUACGAGUGUUCCGAAUGUGGAAAAGCCUUCUCUCAGAAAUCGUCCCUCAUUAUACAUCAGAGAGUUCACACUGGUGAAAAACCGUAUGAAUGUAAUGAAUGUGGGAAAGCCUUCUCCCAGAAAUCACCCCUCAUCAUACAUCAGAGAAUUCACACGGGAGAGAAACCUUAUGCGUGUCGAGAGUGUGGAAAGGCCUUCUCCCAGAAGUCACAGCUUAUUAUACAUCAUAGAGCUCACACUGGAGAGAAGCCAUAUGAAUGUACUGAAUGUGGGAAAGCCUUCUGUGAGAAGUCCCACCUCAUUAUACAUAAAAGGAUUCACACUGGUGAGAAACCCUACAAAUGUGCUCAAUGUGAGGAAGCCUUCAGCAGAAAGACAGAACUCAUUACACAUCAGUUAAUUCAUACUGGGGAGAAGCCCUAUGAAUGUACUGAAUGUGGGAAAACAUUCUCCCGGAAGUCCCAGCUCAUCAUUCAUCAGAGAACGCAUACUGGAGAGAAACCCUAUACAUGUAGCGAAUGUGGUAAAGCCUUCUGCCAGAAAUCACAUCUCAUUGGACAUCAGAGAAUUCACACAGGAGAAAAACCUUAUGUGUGUACUGAAUGUGGGAAAGCCUUCUCACAGAAGUCCCACCUCCCAGGGCAUCAGCGAAUUCAUACAGGAGAAAAACCUUAUGUAUGUGCUGAAUGUGGAAAGGCCUUUUCCCAGAAGUCAGACCUUGUUUUACAUCAGAGAAUUCAUACUGGGGAAAGGCCUUAUCAAUGUACUAUAUGUGGGAAAGCCUUCAUUCAGAAAUCCCAACUCACUGUACACCAGAAAAUUCAUGUAAAGUCAUAAUAAACUGAUCACAGAAAAAGCUUCA